CAAAGGCGGUAUUGUAAACAAUCUCGGUUCCAAAUUCAAAUACAUGCGAAGUUGUUGUCAAAGUUGUUUCAGCCCCAUAAUGAGACAGUGGCAAGAAUUUUGCUAUUCUUAAUGGCUGAGCUUCACGUCAUUGGCCAAAUCGCUAGUGCCAGUGGUUUUCCGAGCCAUAACUUGUUCUGCAAGUGGGGUAUACAUGCAGGAGGUGGCUGGAGAGUGAUCGAAGGCCUUACUGAAGGGCAGACCCACGUCGACAAUCCGUCAUGGCAAGAAGCUGCUGUGUGGUGCCACCCCAUUGAUGUGCACUUUGCUACCAAGGGAGUUCAAGGCUGGCCCAAAAUCAACCUACAGAUAUACCAUUAUGACAGAUUUGGUCGGAGUGAAGUGUAUGGUUAUGGAUUUUCAUUUAUUCCAUCUUCACCAGGAACUCACAAAGUGGAUGUUGUUACAUGGAGGCCAAUAGGUUCUCUCACCGAACAGUUUAAACAACAUUUCCUGGGUGGUGGUGCUCAACUGAAAAGUCCAGACCUUGUUCACAGCGCCACAGACCGCUAUCGCUUGCAGACAGAAACUAUGGGCACUGUUCAUUUGGAAUUAUCUGUCAUUCUCCGUAACUUCACCAAAUUUGGUGUUGAAACUUGACAGAUUCAGCUCUCAGAGGGUUAAAUUAUA
Thrips palmi is the source of this 669-nucleotide messenger RNA. It is a transcript of the gene B9d2, whose product is annotated as B9 domain-containing protein 2. Gene Ontology annotation, cellular component: MKS complex. The record is from RefSeq and is a predicted model, not a curated record. The transcript is spliced from 4 exons. Gene Ontology annotation, biological process: cilium assembly. NCBI's taxonomy places the organism in Eukaryota, Metazoa, Arthropoda, Insecta, Thysanoptera, Thripidae. Bases 112 to 639 code for a protein of 175 amino acids.